AUGGGUUCCUAUGGGGGGGAUGUGGGGCGAUGGGGCCCAGAGCCCCGACCCCAUAACUUCCCCCCCCUUGCAGAGCUGCUGAGGGCUGCAGGAUCCAAUGGCCGUGGGCUGCUGGUGGCCAAAGGGCUGCUUAUGGGGCCGUCUGUGGGGCCGUCUGUGGGGUCGGGGCCGUCGGGGCCCCCCCUGGACGUGUGGUGGGUGGUGGGCGAUGGGCGCCUGCUGACCCUGUUGCCCCUCCUGCUGCGCCAGCACCCGUCGUGGCGCGGCUGCCCGGUGCGGCUGUUCACGGUGGCCCUGCUGGAGGACAACAGCGUGGCUCUGAGGCGCCUGCUGGAAUCCUUCGCUCGGCGCCUUCGGCUCCCGGCCAGCACCGAGGUGGUGGAGCUGCACGACAGCGCCGUCUCCGCCUACACCUACGAGCGGACGCUGAUGAUGGAGCAGCGCUCGCAGAUGCUGCGGCAGAUGAGGCUCUCGGCGCGGCACGGAAGCUCCGCCCCAUCGCAGAGCGGCGGCGAGGAGGAGGAGAUGGGAGGGGGGAGCGGGGCCAAAGUGACGGGGCCGUGUCC
Lagopus leucura (white-tailed ptarmigan) is the source of this 566-nucleotide messenger RNA. Its product is annotated as solute carrier family 12 member 6-like. The record is from RefSeq and is a predicted model, not a curated record. Gene Ontology annotation, cellular component: membrane. Gene Ontology annotation, molecular function: potassium:chloride symporter activity. The transcript has 4 exons. The annotation marks the transcript as partial. Gene Ontology annotation, biological process: chloride transmembrane transport; chemical synaptic transmission; cell volume homeostasis. NCBI's taxonomy places the organism in Eukaryota, Metazoa, Chordata, Aves, Galliformes, Phasianidae.